Molecule: messenger RNA, 528 nt
Organism: Mytilus trossulus (common blue mussel)
Lineage: Eukaryota; Metazoa; Mollusca; Bivalvia; Mytilida; Mytilidae
Product: ankyrin repeat domain-containing protein 61-like
Exons: 1
Coding region: 1-528 (175 amino acids)
Molecular function (GO): protein binding
Source: RefSeq, a predicted model, not a curated record
AUGGAAAGAAGUAUGUAUGCGAGACGAAGGUCUAGUUUAGAAGAGGAACAGUUAAUUAUAGACAAACUAUUUGCAGCAAUUGUGUUGAAGAAAUUUAAACUUGCAAGAAUUUUAGCGGAGGGUGGAGCAAAUGUUUCUGCAAAACUUUCAUCAGGAGUAACAACAUUAAUGGCGGCAUGCGAUGCUGUAACAGGCGAUUGUCAUCUUGAAAAAAAAUAUGGCUUGAUAAAAUGUUUGAUAAAAAACGGAGCAAAAGUGAACGCUUGCGACAUGUUUAAAAGGACAGCUCUUCACUAUGCUUGUAUAAAUGGGCGCAAGGAGACAAUACAGAUUUUAGAAGAACAUGGAGCGGACACAUUUGCACUUGAUAUCAACGGUAAAACUCCGUAUUUUUACUUGGAUUACAAUAGCAAUAAUCAGAAGACACAUGUGUUAGUAAGACGGGAUAGCAUCGCAACCAACAGUAUAGAGAAUUUCUUCCCUUCGUUGCUCAGAUGGGAUUCAAGAGAUUUUCUAAAUUCUUUGUAG